Messenger RNA from Pelobates cultripes (western spadefoot toad), 40057 nucleotides. Lineage: Eukaryota; Metazoa; Chordata; Amphibia; Anura; Pelobatidae. The record is from the annotation of a GenBank genome assembly.
CACUGUUCCAAGUUGUUAAUAGGUGUUUACAAGCUCCCGUUUGGUCCCUGGUUCGUGCCGUUGUUAGGUAACCGAACCAUAUAGACCCAAAUGCACCAACAGAGUCUUUUCAAAGUAUUUUAGCCAGGUCUAUUGCAGGGAUUACAAAUGCUCCUAAAAAGACGUGGGGUUUUUUUUGGUUGUUUUUUUUUUUUUUAAACAUUUCGUUGUAAUUUUACAAAUCUCUGGAUUUUUUUUACAAAGGUUUAUCCCAGUUUCAAAUGGAGCAUCCUGUUCAAGAAUGGCAAGAUUAUGUCCACAAGAAGUGGUUACAACUUCCCUCUGACGUUAAAAUACAGUUUUCUGCAUCUUCAGACCUUGCUAAGAGUUUCAUGAUGUGCUGGUCACAGCUUCAGUAAGUAGCUGAUCGUUUGUAUAAUAAUGCAUGUACCCAGGGGCGUUUUAGCCGCGAGGCAAACAAGGCAUUUGCCUUGGGCGGCAUUUUGCAGGGGGCGGCAAAAAAAGCCGCCCCCCAAUUGCCCAGGGCAAAUGCCUAGUUAGCCUCGCGGCUUACUGACAUGCCGAGCGGGCGGCUGGCGAGGGAGCUCUUUUUCUGAGCGGUCUGCUCAGCUCCCUCGCGCGCCGCAGAGUGAGGCUGGGAGCCGGAAUAUGACGUCAUCAACCCGGCUCCCAGCCUCACUCUGCGGCGCACGAGGGAGCUGAGCAGACAGCUCAGAGGAAGUGCUCCCUCGCCAGCGCUGCCCGACCGCCCAGCAGCCACUGGACCACCAGGAAGAGAGGGAGGGGGGAGAUUUAAUAAAUAAAAAAAAUAUGUUAAUGUGAGUGUGUGUGUCUGUUAGUGUGUGUGUCAGUGUGUGUGUGUGUGUGUCUGUUAGCUAGUGUAUGCGUAUCUGUCAGUGAAUGUGUGUAUUUAGAAGGUGGGACGGGGGGAAGGAUUGGGUGGGGGUGGCACGGGGGGAGGGGGCGCCUGAGUUUUGUCCUGCCUAGGGCAGCACAAAAUCAGGAUACACCACUGCAUGUAGCAUUAAUAUGACACAAUAAAAAAAAAAUGCAAAGCAAUGAAAUUUAUCCUUCUUCACAUAGUGAGGACUUGCCAAGAACUGAGUCCUCAUAGUAGGGAAAAGUCUUAUAAAUGCUUUUUCACAUUAUGUCAGCUAUUAUAUCGCAUGGGAAAAUGUCCCGCAUUAUUUAAUAUAGUUACAUAGCUGAAAAGAGACUUGCGUCCAUCAAGUUCAGCCUUCCUCACAUUUGUUUUUUGCUGUUGAUCCAAAAGAAGGCCAAAAAAAAAACAGUUUGAAGCAUAGUUUUGCAAUAAGCUAGGAAAAAAAUUCCUUCUUGACCCCAGAAUGGCAGUCAGAUUUAUCCUUGGAUCAAGUAGUUAUUACCCUACAUUGAAAGAUUAUAUCCUUGAAUAUUCUGUUUUUGCAAGUAUGCAUCUAGUAGCUGUUUGAACAUCUGUGUGGACUCUGAAAAAAACACUUCUUCAGGCAGAGAAUUCCACAUCCUUAUUGUUCUUACAGUAAAAAAACCUUUCCUUUGCCUUAGACGAAAUCUUCUUUCUUCCAGUCUAAGCGCAUGACCUCAUGUCCUAUGUAAAGUCCGGUUUGUGAAUAGAGAUGUCGCGAACCGUUCGCGAACUUCCCGCGAACAGCUCGCCACGGUUCGCCACAAACCGUUCACAGCGAGCUCCUGUCAGCUGACACAUCCCGGCCAAUCUCCAGCAGACCCUCCCACCUCCUGGACAGCAUCCAUGUUGAAGCUGCCUUCAACAUGGAUUCUUUCCAGGAGGUGGGCGGGUCUGGGAGGGAUUUAGAGACUUUCAGCUGAGACUCUCAAAAUUUAGAGACUUUCAGCUGUUUGCAGGGAACAAAUCAAACAAAAGCAAUUGAAAUAGCUCAACACAAUGAAUGCUUCAAGUGGUUUCCCCAACUUAAACUAAAAAUGCAACUUAUAAUGACUUUUCCAGUUGCAAAAUUAUUUAACCACCUGAACAGAAUCCCUCAACAGCACAAAUAUGCAAAACAAGUGUUGUAUCAAGCACACCUAAUGCAACUAAUCAAGGACUUCAUUAGUUGCACCAGGUGUAUUUAAACUGGAACACCUGAAAUACCCGAACUGGCUAGUGAUUUGUUGAGUGUCUCAAUUGACAGGAUGUUAGAAAUAUGGCUAAGUAAAAAAAAAUAUGGUCCACAAAGUUAAGAGAAGAGAUCAUCACUAGAGUUGUGCGAACCCGGACUGUAAAGUUCGGGUUCGUACCGAACAUUAAGUUUUUUGGACCCCGGACCCGAACUCGGACAUAUGAGUGUAUGUUCGAGUUGGAGUUUGGUGUUCGGCGAUUUAAUGGCGCGUUUUGAAAGGCUGCAGGGCAGCCAAUCAACAAGCAUUUGACUCGUGUGCCCUUAGAAGGCAUCACAGCCAUGCCUACUAAUGGCAUAGCUGUGAUUGGCUAGUGCAGCAUGUGACCCAGCCUCUAUAUAUAAGCUGGAGUCGCGUAGCGCCGCACGCACAUGAGCUCUUAUUAGUGUAGGGAGAGGAUGCUGCAGCUGUUAGGGACAAAUUAGGAAAUAAUUCUGGUGUUGAAUCUGCAAACUACAUCGAUUAUUUUUGUGGGUGCUAUAAUACAAAAUUUUUGUACCCUUCCCUGAGCCCAGUGCCACACAGUGCAGUGCACUUGCAACUGCAUGUGUGCCAGGCGCAUUACUUUAAUCCUGUUCUGGUAGCUCAGUGGGAAACAUCUAGGCAUUUUUAAAUACUGGUUAGAAAAAGAAAAAUAAUAGGCGUUCGCUAUAGUGAUCAGGCAGCAGUAUACAAAACAAGGAUUCCCCAACCCUGUGAGUGAGUAAUAGAAAAACAGAAAAGAGGGCGUAUACCGCGCCUAGUAGUUUAUAUAUGCAGAAAAUACAUACAUGUAUCCUUGAUUAUUCCAAUUAAUCGUAACCUCAGAAAAUAAUUAAGAUAAAAAAAUAAUAGUGCAAUACAGUAAAUUUUAUCUUAAAAACAGGUAGUUUAUGGCUAUGUACAGUCCACUCACAUUUGGAUGAGCUAUAACAGAGCUCUGCUGUGAAGCGCUUGGACGGUACAAUCCCCGUCUUUGGAUUUGUAGAAGUUGCCACGGAUAUUUUCAAAGUGCAAUGAGCGUAGUUGAUAUAAAAGAAAGAUAGCAGCAAUAUGGUGAAGUUAGUACCAAUAAUAUAAUGGAUAGUAAAUAGUAUUGUACUUACACUUUCUAGAGCAUGUGACCUGCUCUAGUAUAAACAGCUUAGGUGGUAUAAUCCCCACCAAGGAUAUACAGGAUCCAGGAAAUAAAAAAUAGUAAAUAUAAAAAGUAAAGUAUACUUUAAUAUAAAAAAACAGAAUAAAGAAUAAAAUAUAUAAAAUAUAGUCCCACUUAACGCGUUUCGCCUGAUAGGCUUCUUCAGAAGUGUGGUGUAAUGUCCAAAAAGUCAGUUUUUAUAUCCUUAUUGAUGAAGAAAUGAUGUCCUGUUGUGUUUACUUCCUGGUUCCGGCUUGGUACUGACACGCACGCGUCAUACCGGAAAUGACGUGGCACCCGUGUCAUACCGGAAAUGACGCGGCACCCGCGUCAUACCGGAAGUGACGCGAUGCUCGCGUCAGACCGGAAAUGACCGCGGCGUCAUAGUUAGAAGGAAAUGUAAUAUUUUGGCGCCUUAGAAUGUACGUAUCACCAAUAAGUGGUGUGCGUAGCGUUCCAAGCGUCACCCGCCCCAGUCUCCAAUGAAAAAGAGUAUGGGCAUAUCGUGAUGCAAAUAUGGCAUUGCAGCCAUAUUUGAUGAGGGCAACAAUCAGUAUAAAAUAAAACAAGAUAAAAUAUAUUGAUGGCAAUGGUGCAGAUGAUGUUUACAAGAGGAAAAGAAGCUGCACUAAUACAAUAUACAAAUAAUAGGGCAGUGAUAAAAAAAGGGAUUUUAAAUACUGCAAUUUUUUGGGUGCUAAAUAGUACAUUUGCUUACUGCAUUUCUUGCAGUCCAAUAAAACCCUUAAAUACUACUGUUACAUUGUUGGUUUAAAAAAAUCAAACUUUUUGGUGCUAAAUAGUACAUUUGCGGCAGGGCUGCCAUCAGAAAUUUUGGGGGCCCUGACACAGCUCAAGGUCUGGGCCCCCCGGUGCCUGCACUCGAUUCCGCCCAAAGUGCUGCCCCGCCCCCCGAGUCCGCCCACAGGGAUGCAGUGUCUGUACUGAUUCUGGUGUGUGUGUAUAGUGGAUGUAAAAUGUGUGUAGUGGAUGCAGAGUUCGUGUGUUAAGUGGAUGCAGUGUGUGUUUAACGGAUGCAGUGUGUAUAGUGGAUGCAGAUUGUACAUUUGUGUAAUGUAAGAGGUGUAUAUUAGGUGCUGAGUGUGUGUUUGUGUAGUGGAUGUAGUGUUUGUGUGUAUUAAAUGUGAUGUGUAUAGUGAAUGCAGAGUGUUUGUGUAGUGAAUGCAGAGUGUGUGUAGUGGAUGUAGUGUUUAGUGAAUACAGUGUGUGGAUGCAGAGUGUGUCUUUGUGUAGUCGAUGUAGUGUGUGUAUAGUGACUACAUAUUGUGUGUUUGUGUAAGUAUUUAAUGUGUGUGUGUGUAUAGUAACUGGAGACUGUGUUUGUGUAGUGGAUGUAGUGUGUAGUGACUACAAAGUGUGUGUGUGUUUGUGUAGGUACUGCAGAGUGUGUGUUUGUGUUAGGAAGUAGUGUGUGUGUGUGUAGUGACUCCAGAGUGUAUGUUUGUGUAAGGAUGUAGUGUGUGUAAAUUUUAGUGAAUAUUGUGUGUGUAUGUUAGUGUAUAGUUUGUAUAAAUGUUAGUGUAUAGUGUGUAAAUGUUAGUGUAUAGUGUGUGUGUAAAUGUAUGGGGCUGCAAAAUGUGGGGAGAAAAGCCUACAGGUUUUUUUUUUUUUCCAUCCAUUAGUUGUAUUGUUUUAUUCACACCUCCCUGUAUCUCACCUGUGGCCAUGGAGUGGGGAGAUUGGCUGGAGCACUGGUGCCGGAAGUCCUGAGGAAUGGUGCAGCCCCCGCUACCUGUAUUCUGCAGGAGGCCCAGCACACUUGAAAUAUACUGCCCAGAUGCUCUGCUCUGUCGAAGUCUCGCGAGCUGUGCGGAGCGUUGCCAUGGCAACGCUCUGACGAUCACGUCGCUCGUGAGACUUCAACAGAGCAGAGCAUCUGGACAGUAUAUUUCAAGUGCAGAAUACAGGUAGCGGGGGCUGCACCAUUCCUCAGGACUUUCAGUAGCGGGGGGCCCGCAGUGCACACAUAUAUUAUAUAUACGUUAAUCGUUAUAUAUGUGUGCACAUAGCUAAUGUGGGCAGUGGCGUACACACAACCCGUGGGGCCCCGGUGCGAAAAACUGAUCCGUGGGGUCCCCUGCCCGCGCGCUUACUCUGCGCGGGCCGGGGCCGCAACACAUGGCGGCGGGCACAACCCCUGCGACUGCGGUAUGUACGCCAGUGCAUGCAGAUACACUUAAAGGACCACCACAGACACCCAGAUCAUAUCAGCUCAAUGAAGUGGUCUGGGUGCCAGGUCCCUCUAGUUUUAACCCUGCAGCUGAAAACAUAGCAGUUUGAGAAACUGCUAUGUUUCACUGAGGGUUAAUCCAGCCUCUAGUGGUUGUCUCAUUGACAAAUAAAAAAGUGUUGGCUACCUCCUCCGCAUCCACCUACACCGCCUCGGUCACCACCUCCUCAACCUCCUACUCCACAUCCACCUCCUCCUCCUAGAGCAUCCCCUAGACGCACCCAAGGACCGAGCACACCAAAGCCAGCUUCAAGGAAUUCCCUGACGUGGCAGUUCUUCAGACAAUAUGCUGAUGACCAGACACUAGUGGUUUGCACGCUGUGCAAUCAGAGCCUGAAGUGAGGCAUAAACAUUCUAAACCUGAGCACAACCUGCAUGACCAGGCAUAUACAUGCAAAGCACGAGCUGCAGUGGUGUAAGCACCUCAAAAACCAAGAAAGGUCUCUGCUUCCUCUUCUGCUGCUGUCUCUGCCUCUUCUUCCACCUCUGGAGUGACAGUGGCACCUGCCACCCCGCAAACAGAGGAUGUGGCAGCAACUCCGCCACCGUCCCCAAGCAUCUCUACACUGUCCCAUGGAAGCAUUCAGCUGUCCAUCUCCCAAACACUGGAGAGAAAGAGGAAGUACCCCCCUACCCACCUGCAAUCCCUGGCCCUGAAUGCCAGCAUUUCAAAAUUCCUGGCCUUUGAAAUUCUUUCAUUCUGUCUGGUGGAGACGGACUGUUUUAAAAACCUGAUUAUUGGACUGCAAGAAAUGCACCGCAGGCCGCAAAUGUUUUUUUUUUUUUUUAUAUAUAUGUCCCAAUAUUUUGGGGGCUACCCCAAUUAAAAAAAAACAAACAAAUAAAAAACAGUGUUGGCUACCUCCUCCACCGCCACUUCCACCUACACCGGUCACCGCCUCCUCAACCUAUGGGUCACUUAGUAUAAACUAUUUACACAAUAGCAGAGGCUUGUGAAGGCCUUUUCUCCAUGCAUCAGGAGUUGAGCUCAGUUUGAACAAUGAAAGAGAAUACCCUGUUCUCCAACCCUCUCUCAAAUGGAUAAUUCUGGUGAUCCUCCUGACAGCCAUGCUUUAAAUUUUGAUUUAUGUUCUUCCAAAGCUAAAAUCAAAGAUUCCAUCUAGUGCUAUUUUAUGACUCAGCUGUAUUUUUAAUUUGUAUGUAUUUUAUGUUAUUUUAAGUGAUUUCCCUAUCCACAUUUGUUUGCAGGGCACUUGUCCUACUUUUACCCCCAUUUUACUUCCUUUUGCAGCCCUCUUUUGUGCCCAAAAGUUCGGGUCUCCAUUGACUUCAAUGGUUUUCGGGGUCAAGUUCGAACCCGAACUUUUUUCCGAAGUUCGGCCGAACCCGAACAUCCAGGUGUCCGCUCAACUCUAAUCAUCACCUUUCACAAACAAGGAUACAAAAAGAUAGCUAGGCACUGAAUGUUCCUAGAGACAUCAUUGGAAGCAUAGUUCACAAGUUCAAAUUGAAGGAACAGUGGUUACACUACCUGGACAGGGCAGAAAAAGAAAGCUAAGCUGAGGUUUCAGUGAGCACAGUAACGCAUCUACUAAACGCAGGUUUCCAUGCUGGAACUCUCAAAACUUGGAUGUCCGAGUGCUCUUUUAGCAACUCCCCACGUGCCAGCCAUUGUGGUCAGCCAGGGGGGAGGACACAAAGUCGUUUACGCCCUCCCCCCCAUAUAAAAUAGUUUUCUAAUAAUGGAAUGUGCUAUUUCCCUCACUCCGCUUACUUCCCUUCUGUGGUAUUAAAAUAGGUGUUUUACUGAAGUGUUAAAUAAUGCCAACAUGCUUUUUUUUUUCUUCUUAACACACCAAAGGUUUUGGUAUAGAACUGGGAUAAACAAUCUUUGGCAUUCCAGAUGUUGUGGGCUGUGCCUUCCAUAUUGCUUUUACUUCCAUAAUGCUGGCAAAGCAUCAUGUGAGAUGUAGUUCAGCACAUCUGUAGAAGAUACAUUUGCUGUUGAAUUGUAGCCCCAAAAGAUCAUAUAGUCCUUAUGAUCUCUCCCAAGUAAAUUUAAAAUGAACAGCUAUUCUCAAAUGUAAAAAAUGGAAGCCUUCUUUUCCCUUUAAUAUUCAGUACACAGCAGGCAAGGACACUAUUAAACGAGCCAAGGAACAGUCUCUUUCAUUGGAAAUGCUUCACUCAGAGUUGUGUAAAAGGGUAUAACUACAGAAAUGUUAAGUGUUGAAGGUUUGAGGAGGCAAAGAAUAGGUGUGUGCCCAUACAGUAUAACACCUGCCUUUAAUUUCUAUCCACAGGCAGGAAGAAGAGGAGGUUUUAGAAAAGCUGUGUUCUGAUCUAAGUGUGAAGAAAGAGCCCCAUGCUGUGCUUUUCUACAAGUUAGAAGGAAAUAAGCGGUUUGGAAGAAAACAGUACACAGCUGCAGCUGUUCUGUACUCCAAGGUACAUUGAGAGUAACAUCGGAAACACGAAUAGCGUUCAUUCAUCCAUAUUACAGGAGCUUUGUUUUCUGGCAGUAUUGAGUCGGCAGGAACCCUACAUGUUUUGAAGGUUACAGAAGGGAGCUGUAAUCUGGCAUCUAUUGGACCACAACAAUGUAGUGUAGAAAAAAAACCUAACAUUUUUAGAUCACUUCAUUUAUUGUGAUUUUAAUCACUAAAAAUGCAAAUCUUCAAAUUUUCCUGUUGAAACUUAUACAACAUAAUACAAAAAAACAAGUCCUGCUCUCAAACUCUGCAGUAACGAUCAUAGCACACAUCAGCCCCAAUACAUACAGUAAAAAUCAAAGAAAGAAAAGUUACCUGCGCUCUCUCCUACACUGACCGUUCAUCUUGCUUCCUUGAGCUUCUAGCAAAGAUAUUUCUAAUGAGACAGAGAGGGGUAUUUUUUAAAUACUCCCCUACAUACUUAUUAAUCCUUAAUAGGGAACACAUGGGAUGGGUGGCAGCAUUGUAACAUAUAAAAUGUUUUAAAUUCCCCUCACUGUCUCAUUAGAGAUAUCUUUGCCAGAAGCUCAAGGAAGCAAGGUGAAAGGUCAGUGUAGGACCUACCUGAGAAGUUUGCCUUGACUUGGCAUUCCCUCCAAUGGCCAUUGGAGUAACUAAAUAACCUCAAUUUGUUUAAAUAUACAUAGGGAUUUAGGAGAGAGUGCAGGUAACUUUUUUCUUUCUUUGGUUUAUACAACAUAAAACUAAAUAUAUUUUUUUUUAAAGAAAGAAAUAUAUGUAUGAAUUUAUCUGCUGUUUAAGAUAUGGGCAAAAUAAUUCAGUUGAGUUGGGUAAGUUUUUUCCAACUAGCUUUUUUUUUAUUUUUUUUUAUUCUUUAUUUUUGCAGUGCAGGAUUAUAUGUACAAUCUCAAGUAAACAUUGUAAAGUAUAAAGCAAUGGUGUAACAUACAAUAUCAGGAAGAAGUGCACUGUUUUUUAUAGUUAUACGUAACAUGGUGGGUCAGAAUGCAUCAAAAGAUUUUCCAGAUGAGCUAAUGACAAUGUAGUUGAGUCUAGUGACCACAUUAUAAACGAUUAAAGAUACGUUGUCCCCCAGAAGUAUUAAUCCUAAAAUUUAGUCAGGCUGGUGGGGUGUAAAGUUUAAGUAAAACAUGAAGUAUGCAUGCUGAGUAGGUAGAGUUAUAGCUACAUGAUAGUUGCAUUAGCAGGAGUUGUGGUUACAAGCACAUAGUUAGUUGACUAGGCUGGCUAAAAUGCAGGCGUGCUUGUGUCUUAAUGUACCAUAAAGUAACAUCGCUUUAAAGACUGGUUAAAGUGACUGUCAGAGGGUCAGUAGCUUACUAAUAUGAUAUAGGUGCUAUAUAUUGGCAGAGGGCCAGGUGUGGGAACCCCUGAGCGCAUUCUGUCAGCACGGCAUCAGGUAUGGAAGUGUAACUUGGACAAGGUUGAUAUAGGCUAACGGCCAUCAUUAUUCACUUAAUACUCUCAGUCUCUGCGUUGGCAGUUAUAUUUACAUGGCGUAGGCAGUCCAUAUGUCGGCGGCUGUUGCCGGCUGUGAUUGUGCCUUCCAGAUGCACAUGUGGUAUGUUCACCCAAGAGGCACAGAGGCAGGUCCCUCAGCCAAUGCCCAGUGCAUGGACACGUCUCCUGUAGUCAGCGUUGGUCUCGCCGAGGGUGUCCCAGCCCUGGGGUUCCGCUCCAGCGGUAUUCAGCAGGGUGUUCACCUGUGCAGCUCUCCGGUUUGCAGCUGUGAUAUGGAGGGAUGGGUGCAAGCCUUGCUGGACGUCGCUCUCGGAGCUGGUGAGUAGCUUGUGUGGGAAGCCGGCUUAGCAGUCUUAUUCUUUCGCGUGUGGGGGCCAUUAUGUUCGCCCGUGCAGUGUGGUGUCGUUUCCCGCCCUUGGGUUCGACAAUGUUUGCGGGGUCUGGUUGCCUGUCUGGGUGCUUGUAGUGGUAGCCUGUAAUGGCGCCGCCUGGUUACUGGACGGAUCCACGUGGCCACUAGUUUUACUGCCAGACAGUAAGCCCUUCCGCAAUCGCUCAGCAUUGACCAGAGGCUCGCACAGAGUCGGUCGAAGUCCCCCAGGGGGUACAUGGUUGGUUGGGCUUGUGUGCUUCGUUGUUGGGGCCUUUGCUGGGCAGCCAUCUUAGCUGCUUCCCAGUGACCCGAUGAUUGCUGGUGCUGCGCUGGCUCAGUAGGCAGUCACCUCUGUAUUUUGGUUGCGGCGUCUCCGGCUUUAGGUGCCGGGAUAUCCCUCUCCGGUGGGGGGAGGGAGUAUGCCGGGGAGACCUCCAGGUGAGUGGCUGCAGUCCCUCGCUUUGUCUGGGUAGGCCUCAGGUCUAUCCCCAGGUAGGAGCCUCCGAUUUCAGUCGGGAUGCUUGGCUCUUGGCUCUAUAAUGUUAGGUCUCCCUACUCCAGGUCACCCAACUGUCGAUUUGGUAAGUUUUUGCCCUGAUUUUGGCUAUUUGAGAGCGUGUUUGCACGGAGCUCGUCUCCAGUGCGACCGCUCGGCAUGGCCGCUUAGCUCCGCACCCUGUUUUUUAAAUAAAGAUUUUAAGAGAUUAACCCCUUCAGGACGGAGUCAAUAGUACACGUUCUAAUCAAAACAAAACGUAAACAAAAACUGGAAUUUGCGCUAUAUGUCUGUUCAACCGUAAUUCACCUCUUUCAUAUUAAAUAUACCCACACUUAUUAUAUAUAAUUUUGUACAGGAGAAACCGGGCUUUCAUUUCAUAUCAAAUAUUUAUAUAUGAAACAUAAUUUAUUAAUAAAAUUUAAAAAACUGUGAAAAAUGUUAAUUUUUUAAAAACAAAUUGUAGUUCCGCCUCACAUUUUAACUGUAAAUGUCAUAAUACUGUUAGGUUUUACUGCAAAAAAAUGCACAUAUUUGUAAUCAGCGAUGUCUCACGAGUACAACAGUACCCCCCAUUAACAGGUUUUAUGGUGUUUUGGAAACUUACAGGGUCAAAUAUAGAACGUUCCAUUUUCAAUUUGAAAUUUGCCAGAUUAGUAAUGUUACCUUUGAGACGGUGUGGUAGCCCAGGAAGGAGAAUUACCCCCAUAAUGGCAUACCAUUUGAAAAAGUAGACAACCCAAGGUAUUGAACGUGGGGUAUGUUUAGUCUUUUUUUAGUAGCCACUUAGUCACAAACACUGGCCAAAGUUAGCGUUCAUAUUUGUUUUUGUGUGGAAAAAAAGCAAAAAACUAAUAUUUGGCCAGUGUUUGUGACUAAGUGGCUACUAAAAAUGACUGGAUAUACCCCAUUUGCAAUAGCUUGGGUUGUCUACUUUUGCAAAUGGUAUGCCAUCAUGGGGGUAAUUCUUAUUCCUGGGCUCCCAUACGAUCUCAAAGGCAACAUAACCAAUCUGGCAAAUUUCAAUGUCAAAAAAAUGAAAUGCAUGCCUUAUAUGUGACUCUCUAACUUUCCAAAACACCAUAAAACCUGUACAUGGGGGGUACUGUUAUUCUCGGGAGACUUCACUAAACACAAAUAUUAGUGUUUUAAAACCGUAAAACAUAUUACAAAUAUAAUAUAGUCCAUAAAAGUGCCGUUUGUUUGUAAAAAAAAAAAAUGCAAAAAACGUCACUUUUACUUAAAAUAUCACUUGCCGGGGGAGGGCUGCCUGGGCUGUCAGGCAGCCCUCCAGAAGAGGAUAGCGGCGGAGGUAAGUACCGCCGAGGUCCUGGGGGCUUAAGCCGUUACGGCGUUCUAUGCUGCCCCAACGGCUUUAAAGCCGUGACGACAUAGAACGCCAUAACGGCGUUAAGGGGUUAACAGUAACGGAAAUAUAUAAAGGUCCAACUUACCCAGUACAAUAGAUUUUGUUUUAAACUUUGCACUGGAAACCAAAGCUCACACAGAAAACAACUAUUUUGUUUUUAUCUUUGCAUGCUGUGCCCAUGAAACAAAAUAUUAGAACCUAAGGAAUUCAGAUAAUCAUUAGUAUGGGGAAAUAUACCGUACAUAUAUUUUCUAUAUUUAACAAUGUUGGUUCCUCAAUACUUACAAAAAAUUAAAGUAUUAUUAAUAAAAACAAACUACCAGUUGACUCAAGUUUUCAAGCUGUGGCUUUGUGCUGUGAUUUAGAAGUUGUAACUUUUUGCAGUUUCACACUUUUCAUGUUUGCGAGAAUGUUGUGUGCACAAAUCGAAAGACGCCUAAACACCUAAAAUAGCUCUUUAUGUUUGUGGAAAAAUAAACUUCCCUAUAUAGGAGGCAAUGUGUUUGAUAAUUACGUGUUCAAUCGGCUGUCUUCGUCUGCAUGUCAUUCUAUAUGUCCCACUGCAUCCUGUUUGAAGCCCCUUCGAGCUGUGAAAAAAGCAUCAGUUUUUCCAUCUGCAUUUCAGUGUCUGGAAAUGUGGAAUGGUGUGAUCAGUGAGCAGAUUUUGCUUGAGGUGCUCUAAAACACCAGAAAUAAGUGUGCAUCCAUGCCACCAGCAGCGGUAAUUCUGCAUUAGGUUUAGACGCACAGCUUUAACACUGCUAUCGUAACAACCAGUAUAAAUCAUGCUUUUGUGAAUUGCCAUACACUUGAUCAUAUCUGAGUGUCCACCAUAUACUUGCAAAGGAUUGUGAGACUGCAGUUCAUGAACACGAACAAAUUUAUCCAAACAGGCUGUCACCAUGACUUUCCCCAAGAUAUUAACCAUUGUAACUGCAUGGUUGUGACCAUUUAUACAUUCUUAUUAAUUCUCCAGUAUGGAUAUUGUGAGCAUGGAGUGACUGAUCACUGGAUCCACUGAACACAAGAUCAUUGACAACCUUCAUACAGAGAACAGUUUUAGUAUGUCCUUCCAGCGUACGAAGCAAAAGACCAUUCCCAGCAUCCUGGACACAGAUGGUACAAUCAUAGGAUCCUGCAAGAAGCAGUAUACGAGUGCCCUCUUGUGCUGUUACCAAAGAGCUAACGGCCCGAACACCAUGACACUCAAACACGUGAAGCUGCUUGUUGUUCUUAAGGGAAAAAGUGACCACUGUCCCAUUGGCAAGCCCUGCGUAAAGGAUUUUCUAGUGUGCAUGUAGACACAGGACUCUUUCACCAAGACUCAGUUGCUGAACAAACUCUUGGGUCUUGACAGAAUAACAUCAUACAAUGUGGUCACUAGAUCCAGUAAAAAGCAUUGAAGACUUCCCAUGCGUAUGAGUUACAAGGAGACAAUUCACUUUUGAUGUGUGCCCUUCAAAGACGCCCACACAUUGCCGGGCCACAAUAUUGUAGGCAUGGACAGUUUUAUAGAAACAUAGAAACAUAGAAUGUGAUGGCAGAUAAGAACCAUUCAGCCCAUCUAGUCUGCCCAAUUUUCUAAAUACUUUCAUUAGUCCCUGGCCUUAUCUUAUAGUUAGGAUAGCCUUAUGCCUAUCCCACGCAUGCUUAAACUCCUUUACUGUGUUAACCUCUACCACUUCAGCUGGAAGGCUAUUCCAUGCAUCCACUACCCUCUCAGUAAAGUAAUACUUCCUGAUAGUUUUGUCUGCAGAGCAGGUGACCAGAAGAGCUGUGCCCUUCAAAAUGUCCCUCUGUGGGUUCCGCAUCAUCUCCAGGUUCAGAGGAUAUUUCUGAAGAAUUCUUUGACUGCGCUGAUGCUCCCUGGUUAUUAAUGAUGUCUUGUAUACUUUCGUCCAUGUAGCCUGUGACAAGUUCACUGGUUGAUGUUACUUCAUCAUAUACCUCUGAAUGGCUUUUGCUUGCGUUCACAAUAUACAUUUUAGAUGGGCUGUCUGAGAGUCUUUAAGAGAAAAACACUAUUACACAACCAAAUGUCAAUAGUGAGAGUGUGUUGGGCUAAGAGAUAAUUACUUACUCCCUAGGAGUAUUAGGGGCGUAGAGAAUGAAUAAAUGGCUGUGGGAAAAACUGAGAAAUAUAUAGUGUAUUACAGUGUUUAAAUGGGGAUGUAAACCCUUUAAUAAGAAGCACUCACGUGGUUUAGAGCCUAAUAAGGAUUGGCUCUAAUCACACACCCUAUGGAUCCAAGUCCAAGGUAUUCCUCAGAGGUAUAUAGACAAAAAAAGGGGGAGACAGGGAAACUUGCCCUGGUGUUGAAAUCCUUUUUACAAUAUGGGAAAAUGGUAAGGAUAUAGAUUGCUUCUCAUCUUAAAAAGAGCCUGUAAUUUGACUCUGAGUGUAUAGAUGAAUGAGUCCUUAUGGGGAUGACUCUCUCCCUCUUUAAGCAGGAUAGGUGGUCCACCAGAUGAUGUAAUUCAAUUACAAUUAUAUUUAUUACAUACAUAAAUUAAAAUCCAUUAAUACAUACAAAAUGCUGGUGUAGCCAAAACGCGUUUCGCCGAUUCUGUUCGGCUUUCUCAAUUGGUAAUUCACAUCCUGGUCUUACAAUUAUAUUUCCCUGCUUACAUUCUCAUAGGUUGCAGGAGAUCGUGAUACAUCCAAUCAUCUUAGCUCUCUCUCGGUUGUACACCACUCUUGCUUGAUUGGUACAGAUGAAUCAGGAACAGCAGGUGCCGACUUGAAUGAAGGCGGGGUGCAUAUCCGUGCUGGAGUCUGUAGGGCGGUACUUGCUGCUGGUGCAUUAGAAGACAGAUAAUGUGGAGUCUCCAAGAAAAAAAAAAAAAACAUUCCCAGGUGGCACAACAGGUGCUGGUGGCAAACUGGUGUUUGUUUCUUCUGUGAUAUCGCUGGCUGGUUCAUAGAUCCCUUGAAGGCCCUGUAAUAUCUGUAUUCUCUGUGUUCUCAAUGUACUCAUUUCCAUUGUUAUCUGUUGCUUUUGGACAAGUAGGUGCUGAACUUCCAUAUAAGUAGUUUGAAGUGCAGCACGCUUGAAGAAGUCUAAUAUCCAUGGCAAGCAGGGAGUUAAGUUCCUCCUAUCUUAACGAGAUAGAAGCUGGUCCACUUGAGAGCACUCCUUUCUUGCACGUAUCUUUCUUCUUUUGCUGUUUCUUUCUAAGCUUGGUAUUUCGGGACAAGAACAAUCUCCUGUUGCCCUUCCUUUUUUUUUUUUUUUUUUUCAGUCCCUUGUCCGUUGUACUGUUCAGUUCCAGAUGUACAGCUAUCAGUACCAACAUCGACAGGGGUGCUGACUCUAAAACUUUGGGUUGCGCUGAAAUUCACAUACUCGCUAAUGCUUUGGAACAUGCUUGGACUGUCUGUUGUGCAGAUUUGCACAUUUUUUUUUUUUGACUUUGAGAUAUUUCAGCUAAUGGAAGGUCAAACAUAGCGGCAGCGUUCAGUGCAGGAGAUGUUAUGGAAGCUUUAUUCGAUUUCUCUUUUGGUGCUAAAAUCAGAGUUCACAUUUUGUCCAGAUGCUGAUGGGAUUGUUGGAAUGCAUUCAUCAUGCUUCUCAUGGCCAUGGUCAUCAAAGAUAUCAUACACAGAGACCUUGUCCACCACCACGCUGCUUUCAGAAAGACUCCGCUUCUGUGCUGACAGAGGACCUGUGACUGUGCGUUCCCAAUGGAAGCUUUUUUAAUUCCCAAGUCUGUUUCUUCAUCAAAGUCAAGACCUUCUUGUUCACUUUGAACCUGUGCCACCAUUUCUAUACCAAACUUUGGCAAACCUUUGCCCAACUUCUGUUUCUUGUCAUGUUGGAUGACCUGUUCCCAGUUUAUAUUUCUACAGAACGCUUUCAGAAUCUGCUUCAGAGUUGGUUUGAGCCCCAAAUCCUUGUCCGUUUCACUCUUUCAAUGACCGCUAACAUUUCGAAUGCACCGGGUGCUAUUUAGGUUAGGUUCUGGAGGAUGAGUGCCAGUUUUGCUUUGUGAACUAAUAUGCCUUGUCAGAUCUCUUUGGAAGGAAGCAGGACUGGAUGAAUGAUUUGCACCUUUCUGUAGUUCAAAGUCUGAAACAUUUGCCAUCAUAAAGAGCCUCCAUAUUUGUUUGUGUACUAAACUUUUGCAUGUAUGUUGCAUUGGUAACAUAUCAUUCUCUGUGUUGGUAGAAUUUUUUUCUGGAUAUGUUUCUAUGGUUCAAGGGUUAUCUUUGGAUAAAUUACAAUUUCUAAGAAACUGGGAGGUGCAUUUUGAUUGUAACACACUUUGCUCCAUUGUCAGCUGGGUGAUCGUCACCUGAUUCUAAUGGAUCUUCUAUGGGUUGGUUUUCGUCUUUUUAACAAUGUUUGAUACUUCAGGUGUUAAGGUGUCUGGACCUAUGGAUGCAUCCUUCUUAAAAGAAUAGUAAGGGUUCUAAAUGUAUUGAAUAUUUUGCAGCAUUUCCUUCGCUUUAUGGAGCACAUCCCCAGUGUUUCAACAGAUUUCUUUUGGUCACUUACGUGUGGUUCUUGGAUAAUUUUUGUUGUAUUUCGAGAAGAACUGUGUAACUUAGAGAUGUAAGAAUUGGACCGAACAGUUUCUAAAUUUAGAGCACUCAAUCUGUUUUGUCUCUCCCCAAAAGAGGAAGUGAACUGCAGUUUUACACCUUUUUAAAGGGUUUCUUUGAUCUCUCUUAGAGGUGGAAGAUUUCACAUCAGGUACAUUGAAAACUGGUGAUUUUACAGAAAGCAUUCUAGGGCUUUUAGGCUCACGUUGCUCAGCCUUUUCUUCCUCAGGUUUAUCACAAAUAUCAUGCAUAACUUGAUCCUCCAUCGUAUUUACCCUGUCCACUUUUUCUAUUUGGUCUUUUUGGUUCAACUCUGUUUCUAGAGUUUAUUGCAUUUCCACGCCCCUUUGUGAUGGUUAUGAAGUCCAUCUGUAUGGUUUAUCUUUUGAACAGUUAUUGGCUUUGCCUGGGCAAACUAAUGGUUUAAUUGUGGAAGUAAUACUGGGUUUUUCAAAUAACUCUCUGACUCAAAACCAUUUUCUUGUGGAAGUGUAUCGCUGGAAAGUUCCUCGUGCUUUCUUGAGUUUGUAUCUGAAUUUAAUAACAUUGGUGAAUCUCUCUUUCCUGAACUUACAGUAUAUACUCGAGUAUAAGUCUAGUUUUUCAGCACAUUUUUUGUGCUUAAAAACCCCCACUCGACUUAUACUCGAGUCACUGUCUGUAUUAUGGCAACUUAGAGAGCCGCGGCCGUCAGAGCCAUGGCAACGAUCCGCGCGGCAACCAGACCGCGAGACUUACAGUGGAGCUGACCGGAACGGAGGAGAAGGGAGCUGACAGGAGCUGCAGGAAAGGUAAGUAAAUGCUUCCUGCCGGCCCCCCACUUCACAGCCCAUGCCACUGGACCACCAGGGAUUAAGAUAACCGGUCAGGGAGGGGGGCUAACAAGCAGGGAGGGGGGACAAAAACAAAUUAAAAUAAUUUUAAAAAAAAUAUUAAAAUUAAAAAAAAUUAAAAUAAAAAUGCCCUCCCCCCACCCAAUUCACACACACACACUACACAAACACACUCUCUUCAUUAUAUACACACUCUGCAUUAUAUACACAGAGUGUAUAUAAUGCAGUGUGUGUUUGUAUGUGUGUGUGUGUAUAUAUAAUGCAGAAUGUGUGUUUGUAUGAGUGUGUGUGUAUAUAUAAUGCAGAGUGUGUGUUUGUAUGAGUGUGUGUGUGUGUGUGUAUAUAUAUAUAUAUAAUGCAGAGUGUGUGUUUGUAUGAGUGUGUGUAUAUAUAUAAUUGGAGAGUGUGUGUUUGUAUGAGUUUGUGUGUAUAUAAUUAUAAAAAUCACAGAAUUUCAUAGCCCCAAGUUUUACCCUCGACUUAUCCACGAGGCAUAGCAUAUUUCACAAUUGUUGGUCACAAAACUGCACUCGACUUAUACAUGAGAUCGACUUAUACACGAGUAUAUACGGUAUUACAAUUGUCUUAUUGCACCCUGGAUCUUUUUCUUGUGUUGAAUCACAAUUCCUUAGAUUUCGGUUUCUUCCUUGUGGAAAUGUAUUGACAUUGCCACCCAAAAAAAUUCCAUGGUUUUCCUUUGUAUGGAUUAGGCUGCCAGUUUUCUACACCGUUUCUAGGGAGCAGGACAGGAAAACUACGAUUUAUGUCAUGGUGCCAAUAAAAGUUUCUACCUGUGCCUCUAUGGUGCCAACUAGUAGGGUCUUCUGUAUUUGAGUGCCAUGGGUCUGAUGACCGUUUGAUGGACCAUUUAAUUGCCAGCCAGGUUGACCUCUAGAAUCAGGAAGAUGCCUAUGGUUUACGUUUAGUGCAGGAUGCUGGUAAUUACCCUGCCUAGAAUUGGUGAAGCCUUCACUUUGCCACUGCCAGCCCCUCUUUGAUGGAUCACAAUGCCAAUCUUGGGGCCCCCUUCCUUAAAUAAAAGAUGGUCCUCUCUUUUCCUCUGGUAUCUGUCUUUUUCUUGUCUUUUUUUGGAUGUGCAGGAGGUAUCAUUGUGCCGGUUUUGUUCUCUCCUUUGGUUAAUUAACGGGACAAGUUCCUUGUCAAAGUAUUCUUACUCGUCUUCAUCUUUUUCUUCUUUCUUUCUCCUGGGCAUCAACAUUAUCUUUGUGCAGCUGGCUUGAGAUGUGUUUAGCGUAUGCUGAGAGGCUCACCACCGUCACUCUGCAUACCUGGCACUCGUGGCUGCAGUCUCUUCCCCUCAAGUUCUCCAGUUCCCUGUGAUGACGCAUACUGCACAUGUGCCCAUCCAUUUCCCUUUUGGUGGUGUACACAAUGUGGCACAAGAUGCAUUUCCGCUCCCACACCAUUGUGGCCACCUAAUGGAGACAUCACGCCAUGCCUGUACAGCGGCACGCAGAUCGCGAGAUUUACACAGGGGAGCUGCUGGGAAGGUAAGUAAGAGCUUCUGCGGUCCCCCUCACUGCUCAAUCCAUGCCACUGGACCACCAGGGAAUACUAUAUCCCCCCUCCCUGGCCACGUAUAUAGCAGGGAGGGGGGACUAAAAAAAAAAGUUAACAAAUUAAAUAUUCAAAUAAUAAAAAUACCCUCCCCCCCCACCCAGUGUACCCACAAACACACACAUUCUGCUUUCAUUAUAUACACACACACUCUGCAUUAUAUACACACACUCUGCAUUCAUUGUAUACACACUACACAAACACACACUCUGCAUUCAUUAUAUACAUACACUACAUCCACACACACACACUCUGCAUUCAUUAUAUACACACACUAUACAAACACACUGCAUUCACUAUACACACACUACACACACACUCUCCAUUCAUUUUAUACACACACUGUAAAUAAAUAUUCAAAAACAUUUAACCUACUGAUGCCUCAAUUAAUAUAAUUUUGGGGGGAUCUAAUUUUAUUUAGAAAUGUACUAGUAGCUGCUGCAUUUCCCACACUAGGCUUAUACUCGAGUCCAUAAGUUUUCCCAGUUUUUGGGGGUAAAAUUAGGUGCCGCGGCUUAUAUUCGAGUCGGCUUAUACACACGUAUAUACGGUACUUAUAAAUUACUUUACCUCAUAUGCCUAAAAUAAUCAAUCACAUUAGCAUUAAUGCAUAAAUGGUUAAUCACCCAUAGUGCAUAACUAUAGGGAAAGUAAAAGACCCUUAAUAGUGACUCAGAUGGUUAUUAUGUAGUGUGAUUUUAAAAGGGUUAUUCAUUCCCCACACAAAUAGAUCUAAAAGUACAUUAAAAAUAUAUAGAUGCUCCAUUUAAAAUUACAAGAGAAUUAUAACGCAUAGGAAGCAGAAAGGACUUAGCAAGAAUUCCUCAAUAUUGACUUAAGUAUGUGGUUACUGAAUUUCGAAUUAGUGUGUGUAUGUAUGUAUAUGUAUAUAUGUGUGUAUAUAUGUGUAUAUAUAUAUAUAUGUAUAUAUAUAUAUAUAUAUAUAUAUAUAUAUAUAUAUAUAUAUAUAAAAUGGCAUAGUUCAAAAUCUGAAUUCAGUCCAAUAUGGAAUAAGUGUUCAUUUUGAAAAUCCAUUCCAUUUCCACUUGUCCCAAUUUUUUUUCUUUUUUAUAAAUCCCCUCCUCUCCAGUUUUUAUCCACUUUUUUCACUCCUAAAAACGCUAAACCUUUAGUGUUUUGUUGAUGGUGCGGUUUAAAGUGGUAGGAGACACUGUUUCUCAAACCCUGAAUUGAUGUUCCGUAUUUUAUUUUAAUGCUUCCAUUGAAUUUAAUCUAUGACUGUACCAUCCUUGGAGAAUAUCACAGUAUCCUCCUUGCUCUAGCAGGGAGUUGUUUUUUAAAUAGUGUUUUGUUUAAUUUGAAAGACCAGUUAAACAUUUAUCAUACAUAUAAUUCCAUGUAAUUUAUCCUACUUUAGAAUAGCCAUGACAAUUCUCCACACCUGUUAUGACCCUUUUGUAAAUGUGAUACAAUUUGGUUUAAUGACCUCUUCAGAAUUCUAAGUGCUUUAUUUAUUUCUUUUUGCAGGCAAUCUCCCAUGCCAGCCCGGACAAUGAAGAGAUGGCAAUAUGCUUUGCUAAUCGAUCAGCAGUCCUCUUUCACCUUGCUCAUUAUUCGGUGAGUCUUGUUUAUGGCUCUUCUGACAUUAUGGAUUUGUGAGGAGUAUGAAUUGUUCCAGAAUAUAAGGUGGAAAAAUCACUGUAAAUCAUAAUUUCAGCAAACCCCAUGCAGUAUAUAUCUGCUUUCCAUGGCCUUUUAUUUCCCGUCGUAAAUGCUGUUUUGCACUACAAUGUCAAUCACUUGACAGGCAGUCCUCCAACUGUGAGUGCUCAACCCUCCUAUUUUUGUAAUUGGGAUCCUUUUCAGAAUCUGAAAGUAUAAAUAGCUUGUGCAAAACUUCAAGAAGUAUCAUAGUUCUGUUUUCAAGCAGACUUACAGAUUCGCUUGCUUGAAGUGCAGGAACAACUCUAUAUAAUUUGCUCACCUUGUCACAUGCUCCACUAGUUUAACACGCUGACAUGACUUGAAACCAAAAACAAGCUCUAUAAAGCAGUAUGCAAAAAUAAAUGAAUGCCAGCAUAUAUACAACCUCAAAAUGUACACUCACUAUCAGCAGACGAAUGCAUUAUCACAGUUAAUUACUUAUUAUUAUUCUUAUUAUUAUUAUUAUUAUUAUUAUUAUUAUUAUUGGCAUUUAUAUAGUGCCAACUUAUUCCGCAGUGCUUUACAAUAUUAUAAAGGGGGGAAUUUAACAUUAACUGAGACCAUUAUAAAUUGAUACUGGGACAAUAGGUUGAUGAGGACACUGCUCGAAUGAGCUUACAAUCUAUUGUUAUUAAUUAUAUAGCGACAACAUAUUGGCGCUUUGCAGUUAUAGAAUGUUGAUAUUUGACAAGAAGUUAAGAAGGCCCUGCUCAAAUGAACUUGCACGUUUUAAUUAGUAUAUAGCUUUGCAGCCUUGUACGACAUGCUUCCUAUCAGUAUAACUAGUAUAUAUCCUGGAAUGAAUGGUAGUAUGAAUGAGAAAUUAGUGUUAGUGUUGUCAUAGUCUUUAAAGAAAUAGGGAACGGAGAAAAAGUGGAUUUGAUAGACCAAGAUUAUAAUUAAGAUGAACAUCUCCAUUGAGUAGUAUAUUAUAAAAUGUUUGUUGUAUUUGUAUCGUAUUAAAUUAUAUCUUAUUGCAAUUGUACAAUUUCAAGUAAAAUAAAAAAAAUAACUAGGAUAUCUCAUAUGGUUCACCACAGUUGUUAUUUUUAUAUUGAUAUACAACCUGAUAGAGUACAGUGUAUUUGUUAUGAGUGAAAGAUGCAUACGUUUUGGUUUUCUACUAUACAGCAAAGUUACUAUUAAAAUAUGGGCCUCCUCCAUGAUUAUUAUUAUUUAUUUAUUUUUUAUCCCUUUUUCACCAUUUGUUGAGGGUUUUUUUUCCGUUUGUUCACUGUUUGUUUUUUGUGUAUCCUGUUUUGUUAAUGUUAUUUUUAUCCUUCACUAUUUUUGCUUUUUGUUUCUAUUAGAUCACUCUCUACUAUACUUGAGCAUUUGUUUUUGGACAAAUGUGUUUUCGUCCAAAUUUUGACUAUUCGUUCAUUCAUCCAAAAGUUGAAUGAGCAAAUAAAAAUGACAAUGACUGAACUGAAGACCGAAUUGCUUGUUAGACUAAAUUUCUUCCAUGUUAUCAGUUCUUUGUUAGUUCAUUUUAGUUUAUUACAAGGAGGGAGCUACCACUUUGUGGCUCCCUUUCUUGUAAUAUUUAAAAAUAGAAGAGAUGUGGAACGCUGCUCCCCUCCGCUUUCUAAAUCCCCCCUCCCCCCCACCCCCCAUGCUCUCCCCUCAUCCUAUAUGGGUCGGUAUGACUCCAUAUUAGUAUAAGGGAAGUUAAUUCCAACCGCCGUACUACAGGUAGGGACAUGUCUACAAAACAGUAGGCAUCCAGAGGCUGACCAGAUAUUGCUGACCAGUCGCUAAUCAAAUAAAGUGGGGCCUGGCAAAGGUCCACCAUAGGUGGGGCACCUUUUUAAUUAACUUGGAUGGACAUAGUAACCCUCCGUGUCCCGCGAAUGAUGGCUAUUAAACUAAAUGGGGGUAUCCUAUUGUCCUCCCCCAGUUCCAAGUGGAGGCUAAUAAAAAUAAUUUCACCACACUAGGGGUCCCAAAAGCACUAGUCACACACCCCUCACCAGUAAAAAAAAAAAAAAAACCCUAUCUAACCCCUCACCUUAAUAAUAGUGAGAAGGGGGAGGCAAUAAACUACCUGAGGGGAAAAAAAAAGUUUAUAUUUACCAUUAGAUGUCCACUUUUCCAGCAGGGAGGGGGGGCAAAAAAUUUAAAUAAAACAUAUAAACAUUAAAAAUUUAAAUAAAAAAUGCCUUUCUCCCCCCCCUCCCCCCCCACCCCACCCCCCAUUUUACACAAAUCACAUCCCUUCAGGAACACACACACACACUCUGCAUUAUGUACACACACUACACACUCUGUAUAUAAUGCAGAGUGUGUAGUGUGUGUGUAUAAUGCACACACUACACACUGUAUUCAUUAUAUACACACACUAUACAAAUACACACACUAUACACACUGCAUUCACUUUAUGCAUACUACACACUGCAUUCACUUUAUGCACACUGCACACACUGCAUUCACUAUACGCACACUACACACACUGCGUUCGCUAUACGCACAGUACACACACUGCGUUUCCUUUACACACCACACACUACAUUCACUAUACACACACUACAUAAACACACACAUUCUGCAUUCAUUAUAUACACACUACACAAGAAGUCACUGCAUUAACUACACACACUACACAAACACACCCUGCAUUCAUUAUAUACACACUACACAAAUACACACAGCUCCCCUGUCUAAACACACUGUAUCCACUGCAUGUGACACGUAUAUUUUGUGCAUUUACCUUUAGAAAUAGUUUUGGUUUUUUUCAAAAUGGUAAAUGCACAGAAUAUUGGCAAGUUAUCAGCUAUCGGCCUGAAAGUUCACAGAUUAUUGGUAUCGGCUCUAAAAAAUCAAUAUCAGUCGAUCCCUAGAGUCAAUGAACAAACGGACAAAAUUAACAAUUUGUUUUUACUUCUAUCCGAAUGUAUUCAGAAGAAAAAAAAAGUUCAGCUGUGCCCAAGUCUGCUCUCUUUCCUUUCAAAUAAACCUCUUGUGGUCUCUUGUCCCAGUUUUAACUCUAUUCUUGUGGUCCACUGAUCCACUUGUGAUUCCUCACCCAAUUUCCUCAUGGUUCUCUGCCUUAGCUGCAGCUCCCUCUCUCUGUCAGUUGUGUGGUUCCAAUGACAGCUUGUGAGUCUCUGUUUUCCAUUUGUGGUCCUUGUCUCCUAUUAAUGAGCCUUCUUUUCAUCCUUCCUUAGUGUGGUCUCCUAUUUAAUGUGUGAAUAUGUAUAUAUGGACUUCUUUAUUAGUUACUGACUUUCCAACCUAUAAAUAGUGGUAGUUUAUUGUGCCCCUUUUGUAGUUUCAUAUUCUCUUCUGUGUCCAUCUGUCUCACUUGUGAUUCCUAUAACAUUUGCGAAUUCUCUCCUUCUUAUUCUUCCCCAUCCUACCAGCCAUUGUCCUUCCAUGUUUAGAAACGUUUUGGAAGUCUAUUUCUUUCUUUGUACAUCCUAUAAUCUCUCUGUGAGAACUGGGCUGACUUAGCAGUGUAAAACACAAAGGGGGGAAGAGUCUGCGCUAACUGACAAAUGGAAGAGCAGCAACCCUAAAAAAGGGAAUCCCUCAAAAAACCCUUGGAAAACAGAAAAAGACAAAGGAGUUAAGGGCUGCGCUUAAAAUCAAUAAAUAUAAAUUAAAAUCACGAGUAAUAAAACCAAGGUAUAAUAUGAGUGAAACAAAGUUCAUCCAAAUAUGAAAAUUAGAUGGUAUAAGUAGAAACAGUCUCACUGAUAUAUGGUGGUGAUGUGGAUUUAAUCCUCAGAUAUUGGUCCAUCCGUGUGAUAAAUAGUCCAUAUAUGUGAAGAUAAAAAGACAAAAGAAAAAACUGCCAAUGGUGAAAUAUUGCAGAUCCAGAUGUGGUAAAUAAAUCAAGGAGAAGGUAUUGCACUCAAAUUUUUUGGAGCUAGGGCCAGCUCUGGGAUGGAAGGCGCUUAGUGGUAUAAUCCCCACUUCAGGAUAUACUGGAAUGGUCGGUCCGUCCGUCCGGCCGGCUUGGAUUCCUUUAGGUUGCUUAAAUAUAAGCUAGGACCAGCUCAGGUGUAUGAGACUCUUUGUAGUUUGAUCUCCACUUGAGGAUAUAUCGGAAGGAUAGGUCCGUCUCGUCGGCUUAGGUUCCGUUGUUAUCCACAGAAUAUAUAAAACAGCAGAUAGUGCUCUCAGUAGGAACAGUAAGGUGAUUAAAUAAAAUAAGUUAUACUUACAAGAAUAGAGCAGACAGGUACUGCUGUAUUGCCACAGCGCUGGUGGAAUUAUCCCCACCUAAGGAUUUCUUUAGAUGGGAUACACUUGAGAGUAGUGAAUUAUAUAAUAAAAAGAUAAAAAAUGAAAAAAUAAAAAGAUAAAAAAUAAAAAUAAAUAUAAAAAGAUGCCAGGAAUAGUAAGAGUGUAUAAAAUACAAUAAAAAUAAGUAAAAGAUUGGUCCUAUAUGAAAGGUAACCAAAAAUAACUUUUAUUGAUUAAAAUACACUAUUUAAAACCAUUUACGCGUUUCACCUAUGAGGUUUUUUUUUUUGUUUUGUUUUUUUGCAGUGUAGUCUGCACUGACAUGAACCAGAUUGAAGAGUUAACAGUGCACCUUUAUUGAGGAAGCAAUUUCCUUGGUAGUUUCUAUUAUUAUUAUAAUUAUUAUUGGUAUUUAUAAAGCGCCAGCUUAUUCCCCAGCGCUUUACAAUAAAAGGUGAAUUUACCAAAUGAGACAAUAACAAAGUGUAACAGAAACAACAGGUAGUUGAGAACCCUGCUCAAACGAGCUUACAGUCUAGAGGAGGUGGGCUAUAAACACACAAUAGGAAGGGUAUUGAGAGAGAGAGCAAAUAGACAUGGUGGGAAAGUAGCAGAACUGGAGGUGAGAGGGGAGUGUGGCCCUUUAGGAGAGAGCAAGAGGGAGGUUUGAGAAAUAGAAGUUACUCUUGAAGGUCAUAAGCAAUCCUGAAAAUAUGGGUUUUGAGGGACUUCUUAUAGGAUUGAAGACUAGGGGAGAGUCUGACAGGGAUAGGCAGGCUGUUCCAAAGGAAAGGAGCAGCCUGUGAGAAGUCUUGCAGGCGUGAAUUUGCAGUAAGGGUGCGAGCAGCAGACCGGAGAAGGUCACAACCAGUAGAGCGUAGAGACCGACGGGGAGGAGGGGCCAUACCUAUGAAUCAGUGAAGAAAUGUAAGAGGGGCUAGAGUUGGUUAGAGCUUUAUAGGUAAGGGUUAGUAUUUUAAGUUGACACCUGUAGGGUACAGGAAGUCAGUGUAAGGAUCGACGGAGGGGUGAGGUGUGAGGAGCAACAGGAGAGAAAGAUCAGCCUGGCAGCAGCAUUCAUCACAGGUUGUAAGGGGGCAGCACUAUUCAUGUACAAGCCCUGGUAAUUCUUCCUAUCUGAUUGAGCAGCAGAUGCCCUUUACUGAUGGCUUCUGUCUGGACCUUUUGCUUAAUAUGCAAAAGCAGAAACAAACAGAACUUUCUUUCUUGUGCCCAGAACCAGAAGUAAAAUAGGUAAUAGAGUUGUAAAUAGCUGCUCAUCUAUAGAUUUUCUACCCUGAUGACAUGAUUAGCCCUUACACAAAGGGACUCUGUUUUAUGCUUCUGUAUAAGGUUAAAAAAAUCAAUUUAGCUAGCCCUUCUCUACUAUUAAAGAGGAUAAUUUAUCGAUCCAAUGUCCGGUGGGAGUAGAAAUCAAUCCGAGAGGGACAUUUAAACAAUAGGUUGGCAGAAUAUACCAGAGAUGUUACAAUUAUCUGGAGAAUUAAUACCUUGGAUAUACGCUGAAUUAACACAAAUUUGGCAUCUCACACCCAAUCAAUUUUUAAAGCAAAAAUCACUGACAGCUACUUAGAGGCUCUUAAGUUAAAGGAAGGGGAAAAAAAACAACUCUCAACUCUUUUGUUGCGCCUUUAGCAUUAAGGUCAGCUCACAAAAUCACAAACCCACGAGACUUCGAACUGAGUAACAAAACUGACCUCUAAUACAGAGAUGUGUAGUACUAGCCUGAGCAUAAAUAUAUGCAACCCCCCGACAAGCACCUGAUUUUCUGAGACUUCUACUUCCUAACCCCUGCAUCGGAACUUGUCAUUUAACAAACAUAUCUUAUUUUUGGCCAUGAUUAGCCAUGUGUAUCUUAUCUGGUUAGUAAUUCAAGGGUUAAAUUGACUUGACACGGAGUCAGAGAACGUCUUGAUAUUGCUCACGACUCAUUUAGCGGAAUCCGCUCCAGUUUUUUGUGGGAACAUGGAAGAACAUAAAGAUCAUUUGUAACAGCAUCAAGUAAUUGUUUUUAAGUAGAUAAUUACAUAGGCAAUGGACUAAUGGAUAUAGGUUUUAAUUUGAUUUUUAGCAUUUUCACUGCAGCUCAGUAUGUUGCAAUAUCCACUGACAGCAGGGUCGACAAGUAUUAGAUAAAAAUGUUCACAAUUAAUGCAGUUUUCUAGUUCAUCAGUGAUAGCUAACCUUGGCACAAUGUGUCUGAAAAGUCUAGCUGGACAUCACAAGAGUCUCUUUUACAAACGUUUUGGAGUGCUAAAGUUAUAAUUAAAGACAAAUUAUUAAGGUUGGACAAGCAAACAAUAAAAAAAGUGCUAUCCUAAAGAGGCAGCCCUAUCAUGCUAAAAAAUCACAAGCGUAUAUAGAAAAGGAUGCACCCCAAUGUUAAAAAAAACUUUAUAAGAUCAAUAAUACACUUACAAAAACCAAAAGACUUAAGACAACAAAAAGUGAUAAAGGCAAUAAUGAUUAUAAACCACAAGAUAGCGUGCUAAAGUUUGCCAUUAUUGGUUUGCAUCUGUGCUGAUUCAGAAUGUGAUCAUGGUGUCUUACUGCCUCCUGUUUCUCGUAUAGGAAUGUCUGGAAGACAUAGAGCGAGCCAAAGAACAUGGACUUCCUGACAGGCUAAAAUGCAAAAUCCUUAAGCGACAGACUGAGUGUUUCCAAAGGUUGAAGGAAUCUACCAACCCCAGUGCAAGUUCCUCAAAGACAGAAAGUGCGCGUCCAGUGGAAAACAGCACAGCGUACAAUACUGAUGUUUUAAUUGACAAGCUGGAGUUGUUGAAAUUGAAUAGUAAUUCUCAAUUAUCAAAUGCUUCCAGUUCCCUGUGCCUUCAGAAUAGCGCUUUAAAAGGACGCUACUUGCAGGCUUCUAAAGAUAUUGGGCAAGGAGAUAUUUUAAUGUGGGAGGAUGCCUUUGUAAGUGUAAUUAUUCCAGAGAGGACGACGCGGAGUGAUAAAUAUCAAUGGGACACCAGCAUCACUAGCUGUGAUCUUUACUGUCACCACUGCCUAUCAAGAGUUAUAGCCCCCCUUUCAUGCCAAUACUGCAGUUUUGCGAAGUACUGCAGUCACGAAUGCAUGAGCAAGGCAUGGAAAAGUUACCACAAUGUUGAGUGCUCAUUAGGAGAAGUUCUACUCACCCUUGGUGUCUUCUGCCAAACUGCACUUAGAGUGGUCUUGGUGGCUGGUAUCGAACAGGUUUCUCAGCAUGUUAGUCAGAUUCGUUCAGCAGAGCCACAGGUUAUAGCCCCGAGCCACACAAUAGAGGGAAAAGCUGGUGGAAAAUACUGUAGCAACUAUGAAGCAAUAGUUAAUCUUCUACCGCAUGUAAAACAUCAUAAAGAUGAGUUCAAGUUCCUCUGUGGACUGACAGCUGCGGCUUUGUGCAAGAAGCUGUGCAUGAAUAAAAUGGGAGAAGCUAUUGGAGAACUGUCUUUAAGUGAGAAGCCAAACAUUCAAGAAGAACCCAUGCAGAAAUGUUCCUCAAAAAUGAUGGUUGUAGGUCCAACUUUAUUUCGGCACAUGCUGCAGCUCCAUUGCAAUGCACAGGCUGUGACUGUUCUCCAACAGGAACAUGAUGGUAAUGAUUUGAAAAUGUGUUUAAUUUAAAUCUUGGGCUCCUUUUUUAUUCUGCCCACUAAAAAGCAACCAUUAAAGGGGUACUCGAAGCACCAUGACAACUUCAGUGAAGCUGGUUCUCAUGGUGCCUGGACUAUGUAUGUGCUGCAUAUUGCUCCACAUAUGGAGCUACCGGGAAAAUUACUGGCACCAUCAUUAGUCAGCCCAGAACAAGAGUUCUGGGCUGGCUAAUGUCGAUCCUUUGCAACUUUACAUGCACAGUAGAUUUCUGCAACUAACAAAUGCAGUUUUUGUAUUUGAUACUACCACUUAGCAUUAUGCAAUUUGGAGCUUCUCCUGGAAGAUGUCAUUUUCCUUUUACUGCCGUAGCAAGUCCAUUAGGCGACUAUAAAACCUCAAUGCAACACAUAUGAGCUUCACCUGCAAUCAGACACCAUUGAUUGGCUUUGAGGGAUGAGUUAGCAGGUUGGACAAAACUGACAUUGAUAAUGCAGGAAGUGUUAAUUCCUCAUUAUCAAAAUGGCCAAGAUGGGGCAGUUCUUCAGCUCCAGGAACACCCUUAGUUUAUAUAACACUGACGCCAGUACCAUAGGAAAUAACCAGUAUAGCAAACUGUAGUGGUUAGUUUGGUUAGUGUUAUCGUUGUGGUAUCUUUCCCCCUAUCAAUGGUCCCAGCCACUAUUUUAAAUAAUAUUUUUUUUACAUUUUUUUUUAUUAUUUGCACAGUUUAUUUUUGUCUGCUUUUUCAAUCAUAGGACUUAGAUCCAGUAGCAUUUUCAUGUGUAACUGUCCCUAAUGUUACAGUGGGGUAACUUGCAAUAUUCUACAAUUUCGUUAGGUUGCUUAGAGUACCUCUUUAAGAACCACUUUUAUACAUAACUACGGAAUAUGCUUUUAAAAAAAAACUUUUUUUAUAUUUCCAGUUUAUUUAUCAACAUGUUUAUGCUUAGACAUCAAGUGGCUCUAGAUUUUACUCAUGACAAAUCCAAAUAAUUUCUGAAUUUGUUUUAAUAUUUUUAGUGACUGACUAUUCCCCUGUGGAAAGCCAAAAGAGCUCACGCCUUGCCACAGCUGUUUUUCCAGUUCUGAGUUUGCUCAAUCAUUCCUGUAACCCAAACACCAGCAUAUCUUUCCAAGGAAGAUUUGUAACGGUCCGAGCUAGCAGGCCAAUCCAAAAAGGCGAAGAAGUGGCUCACUGCUAUGGUGAGUAACUUUCCUCUAUACUGUUGGUACAACUGUUGUUCUGUUAACUUGAUUUUAUCAUAUUAUCAGCAUUAUCUGUACCCACUUACCUACCAGAGAAAAACGAUUUCAUCUAAAGUAUUAAAGGGCUUUACUACCCCUUUAUGAACCUAGCCAUAACACAUUUAAAGAUAUAUACGUCUGAAUGUCAACAUGUUUCUACUGCGUAGAUCUUCUCCUUCUGGUAAGGUUCUCAACAAUCAGGAAUCUCUCACAAAAUCCUUUUGUAUGGGUUUCUUUCAAAAGUACUGGUUUAAUAGAACCUUUUGCAUAGUUCAACAAUAUAAAUGUAUGAACAAACCUUUAGCAUGUGAAUGGAAACUUCUAAAUAAACAAAGUAUCUACUUCUCUUUGUGCAAAAUAUAAAGAACAUUACCACCCCUGUGACAACUUAAGUUUGUUGAAGUUUUUAUAGGGGCAGGAGUGUCUGGAUGCCACCAUGCCAUUUUGCAACGGUUUAACCAAGAAGUUGAUACUCUGGCACCUGACACACACCCAUCUUUUCUCUUUGCUAUGCAGUAGGAGCAAGGUUUAGCCAGGCAGACAACUGCCACUCAACCUAUCUCUGGUUUCCCAUUGAGAGAAGUAGUGUCUACUAUAUCUCUCAGUGGGCGACAUCAGCUGUUGCUCUCAGCCUAUCAAAAGCUUCCCUACUAAACCUCUCUCGUUGUCCUUUAGCUGAGAGUAAGGAAGCCCUCGGGGCAAAAAAAAAAGCAAAAGAUGCUGCACUCAAACGUAAAUAAUUUCAUAUUGUAACAGCACUUGAUGAAGCAACCACUCAAAACAGGAACUCCUCAGCCAUAAAGGUAGUACAGUCUUCAGGGCACUUGGGGCAGACAUUUCCCAGUGGAAACAACUCUCUGAAGCUCCAUGAGAUAGACAGAAAACUUUACCAUUAACUGAGCAUGAGCUGUGACUCCAUGGGCAUAGAGAAGCCUGGGGCAAGUGCUGACACACAACAAUACAGAACAAUAGGGUGCGCCAGGGUGUUGGGGAUUGUUGCGGCUCCCGGCCCGCCGCAUGGCGCAGCCGUGCCCGAACUGCUCCUCCUCAUCUUCUGGGCGUUCCGCCCAGAUCAAAGAGGGCGCUGACCACGUGGUCGCGCAGAUCACAAGCUCCACCCCUCAAAUUUAUACGGACGUGCGCGUGACGUCACGACGACGACACACACGCACGUUCUGGGGUCAGAGGUCACCCUCUGACCAAUCAGAGCCCAGAGAGGGAUAUUUAAAUCCAGUUCCUUGCCCUGUCAUGGUUUCCUGUUCCUGGUUCCCGAGAGUGUGUUUAUCUUUGUGAAUCUGACUUCCUGGUAUCCUGAUCUUGGCUUUUCCCUGGUUAUUCCGAAUUCUGGUUCCCCUGACUUGGCCUGUUUAAACGGUAUCUGAGUAUUUCUGGCUUCCUUGACCUCGGCUUUCCCUUUGACCAUUCUCUAGCGUAUUAGUCCGGCCAUUCUAAGGUCCGGUUAACGCUCUGUCCUUUUAUUUCCUUUCCUUUUUUAUGUAUAUGUUUACAUAGUUUCUGCGUGUUGGACCACACUAGCAGCCGUGACAUUACGACAGGGCCAUGGAUCCUGCGGAACUAUGCAAACAUAUGAUUGCCUGUGAGAGAAGGGUGGAGGAUAUGGACCACAGGUUAGAUCAAUUUGCCCAAGCAUUCCAGACCUUGCUCCAGAAAACUGCCUAUCUGGAGGCACCUCCGAUACCGCCUGUGGCUCUGCCACCUGUAGUAGCACCUGUAGCACACAAACCACCGUCCAUAACCCUUUCACCUCCCCCUUGUUUUGGAGGUGAUUCUAAGGAAUUUAGAGUUUUUCUAAACCAAAUUGAAUAUCACUUCGAAGCUUCCCCUGGUUCAUUCCUUACAGAUAGCUCGAAAAUUGGCUAUCUAAUGAACCAAUUAACGGGUAAGGCUCACCGCCCGGAUACAGGGAUCACACGAGGAGAUAAGGUGAUUCUACUCACCAGAUCUAAAUUCCUAUUUAACAUACUUCCUACAGCAUUGGAGUUUUCUUUUGUUCUUCUAUCUCCUAUAUAUAUCAUUGGCAUCUGGAGGACCAUCAACACUUCAACCACCAUACAUCCUUAGGUGGGGAUUGUACCGUCCAUGCGCUAUACAGCAGAGCUCUAAUUAGCUCUAACAUAUGUGAGUGGUUUUCUUAUAGCGAUUACUUAUCUUAUUUUGAUUGUACCAUAUUGUAUUGCACUAUUAUUUGUCUUUCUCCUUUUUUUCCCCCUCAGGUUUACUACAUUUCCUUGAAGGUUUAUGUAUGUAUAAAUGUAUGUAUAAAUUUUAAGGCACAGUAUACGCUACACUCUAUUUAAGGCUUUAACCUGGGCUAAUACCUUAUGGGAGAGGGGAAAUACAGUUGCCCGUGAUUACAAUGUUCUAACUUAUCCAUAGCCCCUCGUUUCUCUAACCCAUUGGUAAUUAGCCAUGCUCCACCUCCAGAACCUGAACCCAUGCAACUGGGCAUUGCUAAACUCACUGAGGCAGAGAGACAACACAGACGCAACGAGGGGUUGUGUUUGUAUUGUGGCAAAAGGAGACAUCAAAGGUUUUCAUGUCCGGUUCGGCCGGAAAACUUGCACACCUAAAGCACGUUCGGGGACCGACCUUAGGUGUGAUGUAUAUGUCCCCUAAAUUGACUAAGAACCGUUUCCUUAUAAAACUUACUUUGUCUUGUAAGGAAACCACUGUACAGUGUGAGGCUAUGAUUGCCUCUGGGGCAGCGGAGAAUUUUCUAGACAAGGAAUUCUCUGCCAAACUUCUCCUCCUGUCCUUAAGGCAGAAAGAUAGACCCAUAGCAGUAGAGGCUAUCGAUGGGAGACCUCUUACCCAGCCUCUCAUCACGCACGAAACCCUGCCAAUCACUGUCUCAGUGGGUAUCUUACAUUCUGAAGAAAUGGUUUUCCAAAUUAUAUCUUCACCUACAUGUCCGAUAAUACUGGGUUUCCCUUGGCUCCAGAAACACAAUCCACGUUUAGAUUGGGUUGAAGGAGAAAUUGUGAGUUGGGGUGAGAGAUGCUGAGGUAUUUGUUUAAAACAGGUGCAACAACGAAUUGGUACCCUCAAUAUACCUAUAGCGCCUCCCUUGACCACAGAAAUCCCACCGAAGUAUUUGGACUUAAAGGAGGUAUUCAACAAGGCACAGUCGGAGGUAUUACCACCACAUAGACCCUACGACUGUGCCAUAAAUUUACCAGGCACUAUGCCCCCUAAAGGAGGAGAUAUGCACUGUCUCCCCAAGAAAAUCUUUGUUUAGAAGAGUACAUAAAGGAUGCUCUCAGAAAGGGUCACAUACGUAGAUCCUCUUCACCUGCUGGGGCUGGGUUCUUCUUCGUUUCUAAAAAAAGGAGACCUACGCCCUUGUAUAGACUAUAGGGGUUUGAAUAGAAUAACAAAAAACGCCUAUCCCAUUCCCCUUAUUUCUGAGCUAUUCGAUAGGUUGAAAGGGGCCCAAGCCUUCACUAAGCUCAACCUAAGAAGUGCUUACAACCUAGUCAGAAUUAAGGAAGGGCACGAGUGAAUGACCACGUUUAAUACGAGAAUGGGAUAUUACGAAUACGUAGUUAUGCCGUUUGGACUGUGCAACGCUCCAGCGGUGUUUCAGGAUUUCAUUAACGAUGUCCUUAGAGAAUAUCUCCACAUGUUCGUUUUAGUGUAUCUAGACGACAUUCUCAUCUAUUCCCCAGAUUUAGAGACACAUCAUGAACAUGUGAGAACAGUACUAAAAACCCUGUUAAAGAACGGCCUCUACUGUAAGCUGGAGAAAUGCCAAUUUGACCAGACUGAGAUACAAUUUCUUUGGUACGUUAUAUCUCCGUCUGGUUUCAAAAUGGACCCACGCAAAUUGGAAGCAGUCUUACAAUGGCCAUUACCCAAAGGCCUUAAAGCUACCCAACGCUUUAUAGGUUUUGCAAAUUACCGCAAGUUCAUUAAAGGUUUUUUCCUCUGUAAUCUCUCCUAUUACCAACCUAACCAAAAAAAGAGCAAAUUGCAAUUCAUGGCCCAAGAAAGCAAAGGAGGCAUUUGAGCAAUUAAAAUCUUUAUUUGCCUCAGCACCUGUCCUGACACAUCCCGAUCCAACCAAACCAUUUAUUCUAGAAGUAGAUGCGUCAGAAACAAGAGUAGGUUCCAAAAAGCCACUUCUGAUUUUUACCGAUCAUAAGAAUUUGGCUUAUAUUGGGGACGCUGUCCUCUCGUCAGGCUAGAUGGUCAUUGUUCCUCUCCCGAUUCAAUUUUGUAAUUACGUACAGGCCCGGGACCAAGAAUAUCAAGGCAGAUGCGCUGAUUAGGCAGUUUGAGACAGAUGAGGUUCCUGAACAAGAGGUAUUCCCUAUCAUACCUCUAGAAUGCCUUAUUGCUACUACAAUUUCCGAAGUGUCUUCUCCACUCUUCUGUGCCAUAAUAGCAGAUCAAACUCUGGCACCUGUGGAGAGACCUCCAGAUAAAAUGUACCUUUCACCACCAUUAAGGAAAAAGGUACUUGGAUUAUUCCAUGAUAAUUUGACAGCAGGUCAUCCUGGAGUCCAUAAAACUCUCUCUAUCUCCAGGAGGUUCUGGUGGCCUACACUUAGGAACGACAUCAAAGAUUAUGUAGGGACGUGUCAAAUAUGUGCCGUUUCUAAAGCCUCUCACAAAUCUCCUCCUGGGUUGCUACAACCACUGCCUAUACCUAAUGCUCCAUGGACCAAUUUAGCCAUGGAUUUCAUGGUGGAUCUGCCCAGUUCAAACAGAUUUAACACAAUCCUUAUGGUCAUAGAUAGAUUCUCGAAAAUGGCACAUUUUGUACCUCUUAAAAAAUUACCAUCUGCUCAAGAUCUUGUACAUAUAUUUUUCAAAGAGAUCUUUCGGUUACAUGGAGUGCCAAAAAACAUAGUAUCUGACAGAGGUACCCAAUUUAUUUCUAGGUUCUGGCGUGCCUUUUGUAAGCAAUUGGGUAUAGAACUUUCAUUUUCCUCGGCGUAUCACCCUCAAACUAAUGGCGCAGCAGAGAGGGCAAAUCAGUCUUUAGAAUCUUAUUUACGUUGUUUUAUCGAUGCCAAUCAGUCGAACUGGUACAAACUCUUACCCAUCGCUGAGUUUGCCAGAAAUAAUGCAACUCGUGAAUCCUCUAAUCAUAGUCCAUUUUUUGUAAAUCAGGGUUAUCACCCCACUGUUUUACCUUCCGAAUUUUUAGACACUGAUAUUCCUGCCUUGAACACCCGUUUGGAUUCUAUUCAUGACACUUUGGAUUCCGUUCAUACAGCACUACAGAAGGCAUCAAAACGUGCUAAAUUCCAAGCUGACAAGAGACUGGGUGCCAAUCCUGUCUAUCAACCAGGAGACAAGGUGUGGUUAUCCACACAUCAUAUCAAACUUAAGGUCCCUUCCAUGAAAUUUGCCCCUCGAUACAUAGGUCCUUUUCGGGUCCUCUGUCGUAUCAACCCUGUGACUUAUUCCUUGACACUUCCUGCUCACAUGAGAAUUGCCAAUUCAUUUCAUGUGUCCUUGCUUAAGCCUCUUACUUGCAAUCGAUACACUAAAGUGGCUGCCCCUCCUCCGCCCUUGGUAGUGGGUGAUCAGGAGGAGUAUGAAUUUCGUUCUAUAUUGGACUCCAAAAUCUCCAGGGGUAUUUUGUCUUAUCUAGUUGAAAGGUGGAAAGGUUAUGGUCCAGAGGAACGCUGUUGGGUUCCUGCUGACCGGGUUCUUGCGCCCCGUCUUGUCCGGUCGUUUCACAACCGCUUCCCUCAUAAGCCGUCUCCUUCCCGCCCGGUGAGCGGUAUUCGAGUGGGAAGUAAUGUUGCGGCUCCAGGCCCGCCGCUUGGUGCAGCCGUGCCCAACCGUCACGACCUCGCCGAUAUUGUAAGCUUACCUGCUCGUCGGCGAGCCGGGAACUGCUCCUCCGCAUCUUCUGGGCGUUGCGCCCAGAUCAAAGAUGGCGCUGACCACGUGGUCGCACAGAUCACAAGCUCCGCCCCUCAAAUUUAUACGGACGUGCGCGUGACGUCACGACGUCGACGCACACGUAUGUUCUGGGGUCAGAGGUCACCCUGACCAAUCAGAGCCCAGAGAGGGAUAUUUAAAUCCCUUAUUCACUCCAGUUCCUUGCCCUCGUGGUUUCCUGUUCCUGGUUCCCAAGAGUGCGUUUAUCUUUGUGAAUCUGACUUCCUGGUAUCCUGAUCUUGGCUUUUCCCUGGUUAUUCCAAAUUCUGGUUCCCCUGACCUGGCCUGUUUAAACGGUAUCUGAGUAUUUCUGGCUUCCUUGACCUCGGCUUUCCGUUUGACCAUUCUUUAUCUCUAGCGUAUUAGUCCGGCCAUUCUAAGGUCCGGUUUACGCUCUGUCCUUUUAUUUCCUUUCCUUUUUUAUGUAUAUGUUUAUAUAGUUUCUGCGUGUUGGACCACACUAGCAGACGUGACAUGGAUAAAGUAUUACUCAAUAAGACCUCUGAAAUAAAAUGUGAAAAUACAAACAAAGUUACAAAAAUAGUGCUCUCUGUAUAAAAUAUAUGUAACCAGGAGUAAAAAUAAAUGAAUAAUACUCACAUUCACCUAAGCAGAUAACCCGAUCAGUGUAAUCAGCGUAGGUGGUAUAAUCCCUACCAGGUAUACUUUGUGAGGUCCUCACUGGGAAGAUAAAACCUCGAUGCCAGGUAAUUAAAAAGAAAAAAAAAAUGUAUAUGGUACUAAUAUUUUUAGUAAAAAAUACCAAAACCUUUAUUAAAACAACAGCAAUGAUAAAAUAAGUCCACAGCGCGUUUCACCCACAAUGGGCUUUUUCAAGUGUCAAGUGCUGACAUCCACCCAAGUUUGUAUGUUGGUGACCGAAUCUUUGAAAAAAUGCACAUAUCACUUCAGUGGAUGUGUAUCCCAUUUCAACACUGUACUGACUAAGCAGGUAAAGUUGAUGAUUAGGAAAUAUGUCUGGUGUGAGACCUGGAAGUCAUAUGACUUGAGUCAUACAGUCAACAGAUGUUGUCAUUCCCAUCCUUGAUGACCAAUAUAUCCUGUGUGUAGUGGCCUUGUUUUGUAUAUCUCACCUAAAACUCCUGGAGAGUCUCCACAACUGGGCACAGGAUACAUUUCCCUUUUAGAAUGGAAUAGGAGAUGUCUAAAAACAAACCUAGCUGGGGCCGCCAUGAUGAUUGUUGCAUAAUGUAACCACAAAAACCACACAGUAAAACGUUCUUUGUUUUUCUUUUUUAACUUAAAGCCAUUUAUCAUAACGUAAACUUUUUUUUUUUUUAACGCUUUUCUUUUUUUCCUUUUAGGUCCGCAUAAAUCACGAUUGCCUAUAGAAGAAAGACAGAAGUUACUGAUGGCUCAAUAUUUUUUUACAUGUCAGUGUGAAGCUUGUACAGAAGAGUUAGGAUCAACAGAUAAACUCACUGAUUUCUGUUGUCCAAAAUGCCAAUCGCCACUGAAGGUGCAUUAUUUACUUCACAAGUAUUAUUUAGAAGAUUAGUGGAAAAUAGAAUCACAUAUCUGAAUCUGUUUUGUCCUAGGGAGAAGCGGAGCUGCACUGUCUCACUGUAACCUGCUUACAAAGAAGCAGGAGAGACCAGCUAUUGCUUAGGCUACAAUGUUUGGAACACACUGUUGAUAUUGCCAGGGAACAACUGCAGAGAAACCACAUAGGUAAAAAGAUUUUGUUUUAAUUUUGGGGCUGGUGAGGUUUAAUUUUACCUUAACCCCUUUAAGACACAGUGUUUUAAGUGUCACAACAUAACAAUAAUUUACCCUGUCUACUCGGUGAUCUUGACUUGCAGAACAUUGUGCUAUAAUUUUGAGGACAGGGCAUACCUAUGCGUGGACACUGUUGCAAAUUAUUUACUAGUACAUCGCCAUGAUGAUGUUAAUAUUCAUUGGGCACAUCAUUCACUUAUGAUUCAUCUGUCAUUUCCCAAUUAUUUAACUAAAGUUGCUACAUGUGGCUCAAUCAGCUGCAUAUUCCUACUAGAAAAUUAGCCAGGACGCUAAUUCCAGAGCAGUAUAUUAAAACAGGCUUUGAAUAGUUCUAGAACAUUCAGUUGGUUCAGUUGGUCCAUGUUGAUUGUACUAAUUUUAUACCUUUGCCACAUAACUGAGUGGGAGCAAAGAUGUGAUAUUUGUACUUACUCCCCCAGUGUUUCUUUAAUGUUAGCAAGCAUCUUCGAGAAAUCCAACUGUUCAGUUAAAACUUCCAUCAUGCUGUGUUCAAUUUGUUGACAAAAGCCUCAAUUUAAAAGGCUUUUUAAAUGAUUCAAUACUGCUAGAAAAACUUUCCAAAAUGAUUUAUCUACAAAAAUCCAUGUAAACUUUAAUGGUGACUUCUGUAGGUAAAUAAUUUGGAAUGCCUUUCUAACAGUAUUGAUUCAUUUGCAAAACGUAUUAAUUGAGGCUUAAUGUAGUUGUUCUGGUCUCUACUGCCUGCCCCUGCAGGCUUUUUAAUGUAAACACUUCCCUUUCAGAGAAAAAGCAGUGUUUACAUUACUACCUAAUAACUAAGAGGUGCUUCCAGAGUCAGUGUUACACAGUGUGCAGCACUUGGAGGUGCUGAACUUUCCUCAUAGAGAUGCAUUCAUUUAAUUGAGGAGAUGGUGAUUGGCGCAGCACGGCGUUUUGCCGUGCGUGAGCAAUAGUUUCCUAAUGCUUUUCUAUGGAAAAUAGUCUGCGAUUGUCAAGUUUGAUGAUCUUAGCCAAGGAGGCGGAGCCAACCACGACAAAUCAGCACAGUGCUGAAAUUUUACACAUUUGUAUUCCUGUCACUAUAGUUUUCCUUUAGUACUGAACAAUGCCAUCCCUGAAAACAGUCGAUGGUCUCAUGGAUGGCAAAUGAUUUAUGCUGAUCUAUUUGCCAAUGGAAUAAAAAAAGUAUGAAAAGUAGCUAAGGAUUGGUCAUUGCUUUCAAAUUAUUCAAAUUUUCUUUUGCAGAGAAGUCUAUAAUAAUGUUGAAGUCAUGUUUGUCCGAAGGAGAGAAAUUUCUUUCCCCAAAUCACAUACUUCUGGGAGAGAUCUCCGAUCAACUUGCUCAAGCUGAGGCCUCUAAAGGUACAGUUUUUCAUGGUAAUGUGCGCAGUGAAACUGUGUGUACUGCAAAAUGUUACUGAUGCACAUCUCCUUACAGGGGACUGGAGAGCUGCCGCAAUGCACCUCACAAGAAGUGUAAAACAUGUGGAACUCCGUUACGGAUCAUGCAGCUUGGAACUUGGACAUGAGCUCUUCAAGCUGGCACAGAUCCUAUUUAAUGGGUAAGAAUGGAAAUCAAGCACGUGGUUACAUUAUGUGAAAGGGCAGACAGGUUGAUUUUAAGUUUAAAAAACAAAAAUGUGUUCUUGUCAGAAAGUGUUGCAUCCUAUACCAUUGGGAGUUUAAAACAUUUGGCAUUUACCUAAGCUAACACAAUUGCAGCUUUAUACAUCUCUCCUUGUAUUGCUCUCCCAUCUAGGUGUGAGGUUGCUGACGCUAUGAACACCAUUCUGAGAGCUCAGCAGAUUCUUUCUAUGAAUUAUGGGACUGAUCACAAUCUAGUGAGAGAGCUGCAGGAAAUGAAGGCAUGUCUAUUACAGCUCCCUGGUAUCCAAGAUUCACAAAGGAGAUGAUGGAUGAAGACUGAACAUUGAUUACAAUGUUACCAUGAUCCAGAGACUAGAUUUGUGCAUCUACACUUGAAAAUACCCUUAACGCAGACGCACAGUGAACAUAGCAUGUGUGUCAACUGCUGAGUUGCAGACUGUAACUAAUUAACAAUAUACACCUCGUUAUACCUUUAUAGAUGAUGCACUAUUCCCUCUGCAUUAAUUAUUUUAAUAAAUAUCACAGAUGUUUUCGUGCCAGAAAAUGAAGCAAGGGAGAAAUCAUUCCUGAGCAGUAUAUAAAACAGGCUGUUUAUUGCUUUGGAUCGUCCCGGCUUAUAGAGAUAGAAAAGAGCUCAGCUUGAAAAUUGCACAAAGGGUACAGUGAGGAAUAAAGGCACAUGGUUUCAACUUUUUAUAGAUCGGCAAAUUGACAUUGGUAGCACAGAACCAAUCAGAACAAAAGAAACACACACAAAGGUAAAGCAUUUGGAGAAGAUUUAAUGUUCUAUAUCCAACCUGAGCACCACUUUUAGGUCUAGGACUAUCCGGGGUAGUUGGUAUGAAGCACAUUGGUCUUGUCUUGAACUCACCUAUAUCAUUUUUUUAAUCUACUUUGUAUUAACCCAUACAUAUCUACUAUAUUUGAGACAAAAUAGAUCUGUAAUGAAAAUGGAUACCUACAAUACAUUCCCCUUCUAGUCACUAUCAUAACCAUUCAUAUUCAUUUGGGAAAACAAUAAGUAACAUAAAAAGCUUCUAGGUGCAGGCAUGUGCACCUUAUGGCUUAGUUUUUUUUGGUGGGGCAGGGUUUGGGGGUGGUGAGGCUGGAUGUUUCAGGAGUUUCAAGAGUAUGAAUGACUGCCUGUUCAACCCCCUUGACUGUUACAAAACUAAAAUACGUAAAAUAUUUCAGUUCUUCAGCAGUCAAAUUGCAAACUGUGGGCUAUGAAAUUAUUUACGAGCUAGUCCUUUGGGGUCUAAGACUUUUCCAAUGAAAAGAAGAGCACCGUUGUCAUCAGAACGGAGAACGAACAGGUAGGGAUGGUCCAAGUGGUAUUCCAAGGGGAAGUGAUGGCGAGUUUGGCCUUCCAUUGGCGGUAUGCUUGCUACACCAUCCUCAUUUAGCUCCAGCGCAGCUUUGUGCACUACUUGUGUGAGCUUAAUUGUCUUGGCGGUGAUUUUGUUGAACUCAGGAGAAGAGAAGAGAGGCUGUAGCUCUGAAACAAAG